UCUUCAAGAUGUGUGGGAGCAAAGCAAUGCCCAAAGUUUUUCUCUUGCAACAAAGAAUAUAAAAGAUGAAGUUUACAUUAAUUGUCCACAGUAUGUAGGAUAUAAGUGGCUGGGAAAUGGAAGCCAUGAAUCCUCAGAUCGAUUCUCUGGUUCCCGAAAAGAAAUGGCUAGCUGGAAAGACAUUUCCACGCAAUCAUAGCGAGCCGGAGAUGGAGACGAAGGAGGACCUGAGAAGAAAACUCCAUCAAGCCAAGAAAGAGAAACUGGAUAUAACUGCUAAACAUAAUGCAGAACUGUCCAACUACGAAAGCCAGAUUGCCAAGUUGCGAGCCGAGGUGGAGAAAGGCGAGGCUGUCCGACAGAGCCUGGAGUAUGAGCUGGCUUGUGCAAGGAAAGAAGUUGGAAUAGAACGGUAUUCCUCGGAAGGCAAGUUGUGUGAAGCAGACAUGCAAAUUGAACAGCUUCAAGCAACAAUCAGAGCUUUGCAGCACAAGUUGAAUGAGACGGAGAGAACCUAUCGCAUAGCUAAACAUCAGUGGGACGAAGACCAGCAACGACUCAUGAAUGACAUCUCUGAAAAAGAACUCAUCAUUGAUACCUGCAACAGUGAAUAUGAAUUACUUUUGAAGGAGAGGGCUAAACUGGACAGUAUUUUGAAGGAGACUUUGGAGCACCACCAGAAUCAGAGGAGCAUAAUAGAGUCAGAGAUCAGGGAGGAGGCAGCAAAGGAAUUUAGGUCUCAGGCGGAUCGGUGGAAAGCAGAAAGAAAUGAACUCCAGUUUCUGUUGCAGGAAAGCAACAGCGCAAUGCAGAGCCUUCACCAGAAAAUGCAAGACAUGGAGAUGCAACACAACAGCUGCGCCGAAGGGUUGAGGCGGCAGACCAGCGAACUCGAGUUCAGCGCCGAGCGAGAGGCCCGGCUUAAGAAAGAGCUUGAGGCAGCUACAGUGAGAAUAAAGAAACUGGAAGAAAACGUCGAGGCAGAGAGAGCGGCACAUCUGGAAUCAAAAUUUAAUUCUGAAAUAAUCCAGUUAAGAAUUCGAGACCUUGAAGGCGCUCUGCAGGUGGAGAAAGCCAGCCAAGCAGAAUCGCUUUCUGACUUGGAAAUGAUCAAAAGCAAAUUUAGAGAGGUGGAAACUGCCUAUGACAGAGAGAAGCGCAACGCUCACGAGAGCGUCGAAAAACUCAAUAGCCUGGAAAGGGAGUACGUCUCCAUAAACAAGCAGCUAAACAACGAGCUGGAAGAGAAGAAGAAAGCAAUUACAGACCUCUCAGAGAGACUCCUGGAUAAUGAAAAAAGUUACAAAGAAUUACAGGAUGAACUAGUAUUGGCCAAGAAACGCCAGGCCUUCCUAACAGAGACGUGCGAAAACAACGUGAGAGAUCUGGAGUUGCUUUUGGACAGCUUUCCUGUGUCAGGCAAGCGGACAGCAGGCAUUCACAAGGACAAAGAUAAACCUCCGAGCUUCACUCUUGUCCUUGAGACUUUGAGGCAUACCUUGACAGAUUACCAGAACAAGCUGGAAGAUGCAGCUAAUGAGCUAAAGAGAAUGACAGUUGUGUCUGAGAAGAUGGCAAAAGAGUUGGAAGCUUCCCAACACCAACUAAAUUUUCAAGCUCAAGAACUUCAGGAGGCGAAGAACAGCCUUGCUGGCGCCAACCAAGAGUUAACCCAUUGGAAUGCCAAGAGUGCAGAUAGAGAAGCUUUAAUAGCCACUUUGAAAAAGGAGUUGCAGAAUCUACUGCACUGCUGGGAGAAGGAGAAAAUGCGCUCUGAAGAAUCCGAACAUGACAUCCAGAAGCUUGCGCAAGCUUAUGAGAAGGAUACAGAGGAGAAGCUAACCUUCCUCCACACUUUGUACCAGCACUUGGUAGCGGGCUGCGUUCUUCUAAAACAACCAGAAGGCAUCCUGGAUAAAUUCUCCUGGCCGGAGCUUUGCACAGUCUUGCAGGAGAAUGUUGAUGCCCUGAUCUUAGACCUCAACAAGGCUAAUGAGAAGAUAUCUCACCUUGAGUAUGUUUGUAAGAACAAGUCUGAUACGAUGAGGGAGCUUCAGCAGACGCAGGAAGACACUUUCAGCAAAGUAACGGAACAGAUGAAAGCUCAGGAAAGCUGUUGGCUGAAGCAGAAGAAGGAAUUGGAACAGCAAUAUUCUGGGCUCCUCGGGGAAGUUCACGCAAGGGCACAGAAAUAUCAAGAAAUGGCAGAGAAAGCCAAAGAGAAGUUUGCCACCGCCGAAAAGAGGCAGGAACAGUUGCUCUUUGAGAACUCGCACUUUAAGGCCAUGUUGACCCAAAACCAAAAAGAGCACAUGUCUCUUCUGGCGGCGUGCGCGCUGCUCUCCGGAGCCUUGUAUGCUCUCUACAGCCGCUCGUGCGCUUUGUCGACCCAAAGGGACUUCCUCCAAGAUCAAGUCAACACCUGCGACGUUUUCAAGCAAGAGAUCCGGGCUCUGGCCAACAUUUUGUCCGAGGCCGAGGAAAGGAAGAUGAGCGACGGCCAGGCGAAGAAGCAGAAACAUGGCGGCAGCAUGAUCCAUCUCUUCCGCAAGGGCGUCAUUGCCGUUCUGGCGGCCAACAGGCUUCAGCUCUUGGGCCAGUCCUGCAGCUCCCUUUUCUCCUGGGUGGACAGCUUCAGAGAAGGCAUAGGAAUCUUAGUCUGCGCAGGAGACUCCAAGGAUGUACAGAACCUGUCAAAAAAACAGAAGGAACACGUCCGUUCUCUUCAAGCGCUCAAUUGGCUUACCAGUCCUAGUCUCCUUGCCGCUGUCCUCAGUUCAAUGGUCGAGCUACAAGAAGUGGUUAACAAGACAGAUCUGAAUUCAUGGCUUUCUGGACAUCUGCUUAUCAGUGCGGCAAGGAAUUCUUUCUCGAAACUCAUGGACAAACUAUUCAUCAUGAUGGAGUUUGCCGUAGCAGACGGCCGCCAGAGCAUUACCUACAUAGAGAAAGACACGUUGGUUCAGAGACUGGCUCGCGGGCUCCACAAAAUUAAUGCACAGGCUCUUAAAGCAGGAAUCAACGACAGAGCCCCUGCUACGAAAAGCAUAGCAUUCCUGCAGAGGCAAAUAUUUGAAUUUACACAAAGGCUACAUACAGCAGAAGUGGAACGGCGGUCACUCCGCUUAGAGCUCACAGAAUUCAAACGGAAUUUGAAUGAGAUGAGGAACGAGGCUGACAAAGCCCAGAGCCUGCAAGAGCAAUUAAAUGCAUUUAAGCAAUCUAAAUUGAUCACCCGCGAGAGGUUUGAAAGUGCAUGUGAAGAGCUAAAUAAUGCAUUGCUACGGGAGCAGCAGGCGCAAAUGCUUUUGAACGAGCAGGCACAACAGCUUCAGGAGCUGCAGUAUAAACUGGAAGUGCAUUCCUGCGAAGAAGCAGACAAAAACCAAACUCUGAGCGAAGCUGUAAAGAGUCUCUCCGAGGCAAAGAUGGAGCUGAGAAGAAAAGAUCAAUCUCUGCGUCAGCUCAAUAGACAUCUUACCCAGCUGGAGCAGGACAAGCGUCGGCUGGAGGAGAGCAUACACGAUGCGGAGAGUGCCCUCCGCAUGGCAGCAAAAGACAAAGAAUUAAUCGCCGGCCAUAUGAAAUCGGUAGAAGCCAACCUUCAGAAUGUCAGAGAUCAGAUCUCGCUGUCACGGACUGCGGCAACCAGGAAUGACUUAACCCUGCAGCUACCUAAGCUUCACCUGGAGACCUUUGCGAUGGAAGGGCUAAAGGGCGGGCCAGAGGUUGUCGCAUUCCAGGCGAUGAUUGUAAGUUUUAUGGAUGUCUAUCAACUUGCGUGCUCCAGAGUCUCUACACUAGAGAGAGAAAUCGUUUCCCACCAGCACCACAUUGAAGCUCUGAAAUCUGAACUCCAAACAGCAUGCCUUCGUGAAAAUGAAAGCUUGCACUCAGAGCCGCAAAACACUUUAAGCAUCCCUAGACCUUCAAGAUCCUUAACCCAGCUGGACCAGAGUUGCAUCCCAGACUUUUUGCCACUCAAGGCAGAGUCAGAUUACGAUACAUCUUUUGCCUUGGUACACAACAGACCUCAUUCUCAGAUCUCCUCAUAUUCUUCGACCCUGAAUUUCAUACCCACCACCAAACGAGCGAUGCAAAAUGGAUGUUAAGAUUCGAUAUUUUUUUUGUAAGCAGCUAUAUAUAAAUAUAUGUGUGUAACUAAUUAAAAACCCUCGCUUAUUUGGA
This is a messenger RNA of Lacerta agilis (Sand lizard), 4188 nucleotides long. RefSeq names its product coiled-coil domain containing 171 (gene CCDC171). The transcript has 25 exons. NCBI's taxonomy places the organism in Eukaryota, Metazoa, Chordata, Lepidosauria, Squamata, Lacertidae. Bases 117 to 4112 code for a protein of 1331 amino acids. The record is from RefSeq and is a predicted model, not a curated record.